This is a messenger RNA of Ylistrum balloti, 1719 nucleotides long. RefSeq names its product peptidyl-glycine alpha-amidating monooxygenase-like. Bases 1 to 1719 code for a protein of 572 amino acids. Lineage: Eukaryota; Metazoa; Mollusca; Bivalvia; Pectinida; Pectinidae. Gene Ontology annotation, molecular function: dopamine beta-monooxygenase activity; copper ion binding. The transcript is spliced from 9 exons. The record is from RefSeq and is a predicted model, not a curated record.
AUGCUAGCCUUGCUGCUGUUGACAGUUAUCGCCCCUUAUAGCCACGGUUUUCCAACAUUCCAGGCACUUAUUCCAAAUGGAGGUAUUAUUCGUGACCCUUGUGACGGCGUGACCAUUUGGCCGGGUGUUGGUCAUCAAGCAGUUGCUGGGGGCGGACUCGUUAAUCCCUUUGGCCAGGACUUCCUUAACAACGAAAAGACGUGGAACCUCACCUUAUGUGUGAUGGACUCUGAUGGAGACGGAGUCUCAAAUGGGGAGGAACUAGGUGACCCCGACUGUGUAUGGACUCCGGAGUCAAAUCCAACAGGUCUUCCAACUGGACACCCAGGUGUAUGCGAGCCAUGGAGCGACACGAAAUGCUUAAAAAAGAGAUUUCAUAUUUGCCAGCUACCGGAUCUAGAAUGUGACGCCAUUAACAACCCAGACGUUCUAGAAUUUGCGGUCAGAUAUCCACAAACACAAGUUCCUGCUAAAGAAACCACAUACACUUGUAUGAAUUUCGCCUUACCUGCUGACCAGGAUUAUCACGUGAUCGCUGAUCGAGGUGUAAUUGACAAUGAAUUCGUCAUGCAUCAUAUGAUAAUCUUCGCAUGUUCGAAUGACGUUGAACCAAGGGAUUUAGUAAAUCCUUUGAAUGCCCCAUAUGAAUGUGGUAUGGUGGGAGAAACACGAUGUCGGCAACUGAUAGCCGGAUGGAGUGUUGGGAUACCUGGUGUUUGUCACAACGAAAAUGCUGGAUACAAGAUAGGGAUUUCCGGUUACAAAUAUGCCUUACUACAGAUACAUUGGAACAACCCAUUGCUGAAAACUGACUAUAUGGACAGUUCUGGAAUGAUCCUAUACUACACUCCAAUAUUACGACCUUACAAUCUCGGAAGCCUAAUUAUCGGAGAAUAUCGAUUCAGUAUCCCACCUGGAGAACAUCGUUAUGUCGUAGAAUCGGAGUGCACUUCAGCCUGCUCAUCGCAAAUAAUGAACAGUCCUAUUUACGUCGUUGGCGGUCACAACCACAUGCAUUACAUGGGUAGAGAAAUGGAGACAUCUUAUGAACCCAUGGGUGGUACUGAACAGGUUAUUAUGGACGACCCUCUCUAUAGUUAUGAUAACCCUAUACUGCACAUCUUCGAGACACCUUUGAAAGCCCAGCCAGGCGAUGUUUUCAAGACAAAAUGUUCUUUCACGUCUUUACGCAAAGACGUAACAACCCAUAGCGGUGAAGCAACAGCCGAGGAAAUGUGUUUUGCGUUUUUGUUUUACUAUCCGAAGGAAUCCAUUGCAACUCACCAAUGCUUUACUAUGAUGGGGUUGCCUCUAUGCACUGUAUCACACGAAACAAAGUUAACAGAAGGAUGUCAAAUUCAGUCUUUCCUUACAAACACUUCGUAUUUCGACGAGACCUUUAAAGAGAUUCUUCGACGAUGUGAAACUUUCGUCUGUCGCAAGGAAUGCAAAACUUACAUCGAAGAUCUUCGAAGUAACCCUUGUUUUCAAGGCAAAGUCAAAGGAUACGUGGAAAGCAUGAUCAGUCCUCAGAUGGGUGUAAACAAAAUGGCCCUCUACCACUCGUGUGAUACCGAACUUGCUCUGGAGGCUGUUGAACCAUGCACAUGUACAACCCAAACACAAGAGCCAUGUAUAGAAUAUACCGGAACAAGUGUUUCUCACAAGAUGUCGUUCUCUCUGCUACUGAUGGCUGUGUUCGUUAUACACUUCAAUUAA